Molecule: messenger RNA, 465 nt
Organism: Ordospora colligata OC4
Lineage: Eukaryota; Fungi; Microsporidia; Ordosporidae
Exons: 1
Coding region: 1-465 (154 amino acids)
Molecular function (GO): nucleic acid binding
Source: RefSeq, a predicted model, not a curated record
AUGGGAAGUGCAGGAACAAUCCGAGUAUCCAAUCUACAUCCUAAGAUUAGAUUCAAGGACAUACUGGAACUAUUUGAGGUGUUUGGAUGCAUUAAGUACUUCUAUGUAGACAGAGAUGCAUUUCUUUUGAAAUUUGAUACGUUUACAGAUAAAUGCCUGUUGAUGAACAAUUUUCCACUUGCUCACAGAAGGAUUGUAGUUGAGCCAUGUAAUGCACAAUGUCAAGACAGUAUAUGUGAUGGAAAUACAGUUGUUUUUCUAGCUGAUAUUGGUUUAGAUGAUUUACGCGACGAGUGCUGUAUGUUUGGAGAAGUAACAGAAGUUGUCAAGAGUGAUAUUGGAAUACAUGUUGUCUGUAAGACUUCUAUGGAUGCAAGGAAUGUGUUUAUGAACAUGUAUGGGAGAUACUACAAUAAUGAAAGAAUCAGGUGUAGGGUAAGGCCAAGUACAAACGACAAUGAAUAA